AAACCCUAUACACAAAAAUAACAAAGAAAGAGGCGUCGAGAAAGAGAAGCAGACGAGGAAGAGGAGGCAAGCAUUUUCGGUUAAACUUAGGGUUUUAGUACAAACCCCACUUUGUAUAUGUAGAUUGCUGAAGGAGCUCUGUUAAAAAUCAUCAAGGCUGAUGAUGAUGAUGAACGGUGCAAGGGUUUUACAGAUACCCUGAUGAUGAAAAAUAGGUUUAAAGAUGAGAUUUUUUUAUUGUUACAAGGGGUUUAUAUCUAUACCUUUCAUGUUAGUGGAGAACCCAAAUUAGUGGUGAAACCAAUACCGAAUGAAGUUAGUUAAUGUUGUUCAUUACUCGUUGUCCCUGCCUUAUCUUCUUCCCUGUCGAAGCAAAGGUGUUCCCAAAAUGAUUAAAAGGCAAUUUUACAAGCAAGACCAUGACAAUGAUAAAGACGAUAUAUCUGAUUCCUCUUCGGACUCAGAGUCAGAAGAAGAAGUCUCAGAGGCCGAACAAGAAGAAGAAGAGCAAGAAGAAGACGAAGAUUCUGAUGUAGUUGCAGAAGCUAAGGAAGAUGAGCAACCUUCUUCAUUGUCUACUGGUUCAGGCUACAAUAGUGAGGAAAGCUCAGCGGAAGAGGUUGAUUUUGACUCAUCAGGUUCAGUAUUAAACGAUGACGAAGAAGAAGAAAGUAGCAAAGACAAAACUAAGGAUAGUCAAUCAUUGAGUAAAAGAACUGCGACGAAAGAUCCUAUUGACGCUGUUUUUGCAAUGCGUACCUUAAAAUGUAAAUCAGUUUACAAGUGUAGGCUCUGCCCAAGGAUAGUCUGUUUGUCUGAGGAAACAAUGAAGGCACACCUAACAUCCAAGAAACAUGCUCGUUCUGAGAAAUUAUUAACUGAAGGGAGGCUGAAGUUCAUGCUAAACAGUGAUGGUGAAGCCGAGGAAGAACCAGAAACCCAUGCCGAAAGACACGCCCGAACAUUAGCUAUUGCACAGGAUUUAACAAGUAAGGUGCCUUGUCCUUCUUCAAAGAAGAAAAAUCGGAAGAGUCAGCGACAUAGAAUCAGAUUAAAGAGGAAGAGGAAGGAGUCUGGAGAUGUCCCUGGCAAAGAAAAAGAGGAUCAGUCGGUGAAAAAGCAAGACAAAGAAAAAGAGAAGCAGUCCGAGAAAAAGCAAGCUAAGAAAAGGCGUAAAAACAAAGACUAAAAUUGAAAGUUUUUCUCAUUUUUGUACUGAGCAAUGGAUGAAAAUGAAACAGGUGGAUUAGUUCCUGUACUUUUUUGAGGUACUUAACAUUGGAUAGCCUGUUUAAUCACUUGAUUGUUGCAGUAAGAUGUAUUUGUUUCCAUGUUAAGGUUUCAUGUUCAGAAAAUACUCCUCUAUGUACUGUUUGAUGAUGUCUCUUGGUUAGUGUUUCUUGAGUGUUUUCCUACAUUUUGAUCGUCCAACAAAA
This is a messenger RNA of Papaver somniferum (opium poppy), 1436 nucleotides long. Its product is annotated as DNA ligase 1-like. The record is from RefSeq and is a predicted model, not a curated record. Bases 311 to 1189 code for a protein of 292 amino acids. The transcript is spliced from 8 exons. Lineage: Eukaryota; Viridiplantae; Streptophyta; Magnoliopsida; Ranunculales; Papaveraceae.